Molecule: messenger RNA, 1599 nt
Organism: Symbiodinium pilosum
Lineage: Eukaryota; Dinophyceae; Suessiales; Symbiodiniaceae
Source: the annotation of a GenBank genome assembly
AUGAAGCGGGCGCUAACUUCACUGCCCUCAGAUUUGAGUCCGCAUCUACUACAAGGAGUGCCAUUGAGCAUUUGCCUGAGUGGUUGUGGACAGCAUUGGGCAGCUCCAAGCCAAUACACAGAUGAUUUCUACGCAACGCGUCGGUUCUGCCAGAGAGCGGAAAAUUUCGAUGUCUUUCUGAGCCACGAUUGGAAAACAUCGCGAUGGCUAAAACUCUGCUCACUUGUGAUGAUGUUCAACGUCCGUGCUGCCUCUAUCUUAUCUAUGCUAGUUAGCUUUGCGGUGGGUCUCUUGCGCGUGUACCAUGUCUUGCCUGACGAGAGAUGGACUGAAAUAUUUCCACUGAUCGCAUUCUAUUUGCUUCUCUUCUUCUGGCAGAAUAUCCGGGAGCUCUUCUUGCGGCCGUUAGUCGUGUUUCUGGAUCGUCUCUGUAUUUCGCAGACUAACGACAAACUCAAAGAGCAAGGCAUUCUGGGACUCGCUGGUUUCCUGGACAGGUCAAACAUCCUAGCAGUUCUUUGGUCACCGCGCUAUUUCAAGAGAGCAUGGUGCACCUAUGAACUUGGAACUUUUCUACGAGAGCCUGGCAAGGAGAAGUCGGUUCGCAUCAUGCCCGUCAAGCUGGCACCGACACUUCUUGCCUUUUGCGUCUGCUGGCAAGUGAUUCGAUUUGCCCACGAUGCAGCCAGUGAGUACUUUGAUCAGUCGGGUGAACAAGAGUGGCUAAUUGUGGGUGGUUCAGUGCUUUUCAUCCUCUUCUGCGGCGCGCCCCUCUACAUGUUUGUUGGAAUGGGGCUGAUCCGUGACAUCCAGGCCUUGCCGGAGCACCUCGAUGGCUUCAAGAUCCAAGAUGCUGAGUGUUUCUGCUGCGCCAACAACCACAGCAAUCCCAGUACAGGAGAGGAGCUGAAGUGUGACCGGCGACUGAUUUUCCGGACGUUGAAGAAAUGGUACGGCACUCCGGACGAAGACACUGAGGCGCACCUGGAAACCUUCAACUCUCUGGUCAGAAGCCGGCUUUCACAGACUAUUCGCCAAACCGUAGGGGGCUACACGCUCCCGUUAAGGCAGUAUGUGUACAUCACGCUCGGCUCCAACGCACCGCAACUGGCUGACUACAUCUCAAAGAUCGGAGCCGGACCAUGCCCUCCUGCAGAACUGGUCUCUGACUUGGAUCGUGCUGUGUGGGCUACCCGGUGGAUCAUCAGGUGGAUGAAUGUUUCCUUGCAGAUGCUGUUUGGUAUUUGGGUCAGCAUCGUGAGUUGGAAGCUGGGUGUGUGGCUGAUGCGAUACUUCAGUAGAAUCACUUUGGCUCUGAUCCUCCCAUACCUCAUCUUUCCAUGUGUGCUGGCUGUAGCUUGGCUGCCGCUCCGGAUCACCUUUGAUCUCACUUCGCACACCAGCUUACUGCCCGCUCUCCCAUUUCUUGCGCUGCUCACCAUCACUUUGUGCCUUUUUUCGGCAGGAGCGUCACCCAAGAUGAUUGCUCCUGACACAAAUUUGGAUGAGCAACUGAAACCCAAAACGCAACUCAAAGCAGCUUGGGAGAAAGAGGAUGUACAGAACGCUGCCCGGGCUGCAACUCAAGAUACUUUUUAA